Molecule: messenger RNA, 3093 nt
Organism: Condylura cristata (star-nosed mole)
Lineage: Eukaryota; Metazoa; Chordata; Mammalia; Eulipotyphla; Talpidae
Gene: GFM1
Product: G elongation factor, mitochondrial 1
Exons: 18
Coding region: 104-2371 (755 amino acids)
Biological process (GO): mitochondrial translational elongation
Cellular component (GO): mitochondrion
Molecular function (GO): GTP binding; GTPase activity; translation elongation factor activity
Source: RefSeq, a predicted model, not a curated record
UUCCUAGAGCCGCUUGCGGCGUGACUUUGAGCGCUUCAAGCUAAAGAACUGGCUGCUGAGCGGCUCUGGGGCCGGGAGACCUCCGAGCUUGUGCCGAGCUGCCAUGAAGCUGCUGGGGGCCGCUGCCGCUGCAGCGGCUCGGGGUUGUGGGCCGCUCGCUGGGGCCCCAUCCGUCUGGGGCUGGCGGUGCCGGCAGGUUAAGUGGAAGGCCUGCAGAUGGUGUUCUUCAGGGGUGAUUCCUAAUGAAAAAAUACGAAAUAUUGGAAUUUCAGCACAUAUUGAUUCAGGGAAAACUACAUUAACAGAACGAGUGCUUUACUACACCGGCAGAAUUGCAAAAAUGCAUGAGGUGAAAGGUAAAGAUGGAGUUGGUGCUGUUAUGGAUUCCAUGGAAUUGGAGCGACAAAGAGGAAUCACUAUUCAGUCAGCUGCCACUUACACCAUGUGGAAAGAUGUCAAUAUCAACAUUAUAGAUACUCCUGGACAUGUGGACUUCACUAUAGAAGUUGAAAGGGCCCUUCGAGUGUUGGAUGGAGCGAUUCUCGUCCUCUGCGCCGUUGGAGGGGUGCAGUGCCAGACCAUGACUGUUAAUCGUCAGAUGAAGCGCUACGGUGUUCCCUUUCUGACUUUCAUCAACAAACUGGACCGAAUGGGCUCUAACCCAGCCAGGGCCCUGCAGCAAAUGAGGUCUAAACUUAGCCAUAAUGCAGCAUUUGUGCAGCUACCCAUUGGUUUGGAGGGCGCGUUUAAGGGAAUUAUAGAUCUUAUUGAGGAACGAGCCAUCUAUUUUGAUGGAGACUUUGGUCAAACUGUUCGAUAUGGGGAAAUUCCUGCAGAAUUCAGGGCAGCAGCAGCUGACCACCGGAAGGAGCUGAUAGAAUGUGUUGCCAAUUCCGAUGAACAGCUUGGUGAGAUGUUCCUUGAAGAAAAAGUCCCUUCAGUUUCUGACUUAAAGCUUGCAAUUCGAAGAGCUACUCUAAAUAGAUCGUUUACUCCUGUCUUUUUGGGAAGUGCCUUGAAGAACAAAGGAGUUCAGCCUCUUUUAGAUGCUGUUUUAGAAUACCUCCCAAAUCCAUCAGAGGUCCAGAAUUACGCUAUUCUCAAUCAGGAGGAUGACUCAAAAGAGAAAACCAAAAUCUUAAUGAACUCAAAAAGAGACAGUUCCCACCCAUUUGUAGGCCUGGCUUUUAAACUGGAGGCAGGUCGAUUUGGACAGUUAACUUAUGUCCGCAAUUAUCAAGGAGAGCUGAAGAAGGGCGAUACCAUCUAUAACACAAGGACAGGAAAGAAGGUGCGGGUACAGCGGCUGGUGCGCAUGCACGCGGACUCGAUGGAGGAUGUUGAACAAGUGUUUGCAGGAGACAUCUGUGCAUUGUUUGGCAUUGACUGUGCUAGUGGAGACACAUUCACAAACAGAGACAGUAGUGGCCUGUCUAUGGAGUCAAUUCAUGUUCCUGAGCCUGUCAUUUCAAUAGCGAUGAAGGCUUCUAACAAGAAUGACCUGGAAAAAUUUUCAAAGGGUAUUGGCAGGUUUACAAGAGAAGAUCCCACAUUUAAAGUCCACUUUGACACGGAGAGCAAAGAGACCAUUGUCUCUGGCAUGGGAGAGUUACACUUGGAGAUCUAUGCACAGAGGUUGGAAAGAGAAUACGGCUGCCCUUGUAUCACAGGAAAGCCAAAAGUGGCUUUCAGGGAGACCAUUACUGCCCCUGUCCCGUUUGAGUUUACACAUAAAAAGCAAUCAGGUGGUGCAGGCCAGUUUGGAAAAGUGAUAGGUGUACUGGAGCCGCUGGACCCAGAGAACUACACUAAGUUGGAGUUUUCAGAUGAAACAUUUGGAUCAAAUGUUCCAAAGCAGUUUGUGCCUGCUGUAGAGAAGGGAUUUUUGGAUGCCUGUGAGAAGGGCCCUCUCUCUGGUCACAAACUUUCCGGAGUCCGAUUUAUCCUGCAAGAUGGAGCGCAUCACAUGGUUGAUUCCAAUGAAAUCUCUUUCAUCCGAGCAGGAGAAGGUGCUCUCAAACAAGCCUUGGCAGAUGCAACAUUAUGUAUUCUUGAACCUAUAAUGUCUGUGGAAGUUGUAGCCCCAAAUGAAUUUCAGGGAGCAGUGAUUGCAGGAAUUAAUCGGCGCCAUGGGGUAAUCACGGGACAAGAUGGAAUUGAGGAUUAUUUCACACUGUAUGCAGAUGUCCCGCUAAAUGAUAUGUUUGGUUAUUCCACUGAAUUAAGAUCAUGUACAGAGGGAAAGGGAGAAUACACAAUGGAGUAUUGCAGAUAUCAGCCAUGUUCACCAUCCACACAAGAAGACCUCAUUAAUAAAUAUUUGGAAUCUACGGGUCAACUUCCAGUAAAAAAAGGAAAAGCCAAAAACUAAUUUUCCUCACUUUAGGUUAACUGACUUGAACUGAACUGCAAAGUUUAGAUACUUUCAUAGAUUCCAGUGGAAUGAAUUCAGACUGAAAUAAGAAAAUUUAGAAGCUCUUCCUAUUAUUUUGAGGAGCUAUUACUAUAGUGUAUGUCUGUAUGUAGCAUCUCAACACCAUUGAUUUGGUUUUAGAAUUCAGUGAAGAAAUAUAUAUUUAAUAUUUAUUUAAGGAGGAAAGAGACUAAUUUCAAUUAAGGUUAAAAUGUGUAUAAAAUUUCCAGAUGUACCAUACGGAUUUUCAACAAAAGAAAUGAAAAAAGUACAAAGAACCACCAUAUACUUCCAUCUUGACUCCAGAGUGAACAAUUUUGUUCACAGUUUAUUAGAUAAAUAUCCAUCAUCCAUCUCUCCAUGUCUUAUACGCGUAUAUUUUUUAAAUUUUAAAAAAUUAUUGUUUUGCUGAAUACUUGGGUAAAUUGCUUGUAUCACAACUUCUUGGGAUAUAAUCUCUUAACGGAAGGCAUUUUUGUAUGAUUGGAUUACAUGCGGUUUUGAGAAAGGAUGUUUUUCAAAUUCUUCACUGUGAUAUUAAAAGGCUAGCUAGAUUUCCAGCUUUUUAUAUAUAACUGAUGGUAUCAAAUUGUGGCUUCUGCAAACUUACUUCAUGCUCUUAGGAAUACUCCUGAGAGUAUAAAAUGGGUUUCUUACAGAUAUAUGGAGUGAAAAAUGAA